Boeremia exigua is the source of this 1022-nucleotide messenger RNA. RefSeq lists its product as uncharacterized. NCBI's taxonomy places the organism in Eukaryota, Fungi, Ascomycota, Dothideomycetes, Pleosporales, Didymellaceae. The transcript is spliced from 3 exons. The coding region runs from base 384 to 1022 and encodes 212 amino acids. The record is from RefSeq and is a predicted model, not a curated record.
AACCGCCGCAAUGAUGAGACCUGAGAACAUAGCGGCCGUGAACCCAGCGAUCUGAUACUUCUCACUCACCGCACCGUUUCUCCACUCACCGUCACCGUCACCGACUCCCAACUCACCUCAUCCGCAGCACCGCCCGCAACUCACCCCGAACCCGCAGCUCACCACAUUCCCACCUUCACCUCACCACCGCCGUCACCGCACCCAUAUAAACCCCCAUCCCCACCGUCCACCACAACCCAACCUUCCCACUCCAUCUACCAACCUUUUCAGGCCCUAUCCAGCCACCUUUGAACCAUCUCCCAACCAACCAACCAACCAACCAACCAACCAACCAACCAACCAACCAACCAACCAACCAACCAACCAACCAAACCAAACCAAACAUGUCCGACACCGAAGCCACCAAGGGCAAAGCCGCCGCCGGCUGGAGUGACCGCGAGCGCCUGGCGUAUCUGGUGUGUUUGAUCGAGCACUCGGAGACGAAGUUCAACUUCAAGACCGCCCCCCUCCCGCACGGCCGCACAACAAUCGCCUGCGAGCGCAUGGUCGGGCGACUCAAGAACACGCUCAAGAGCGAGCUGGCGGCGCUAAGGGCGGGUGUUGCGCUGCCUUCGACCACUUCUACUACCGGGACUCCGGCGAAGACGCCUACCAGGACGCCUGCCAAGUCCAAGACGAAGAGUGCUGUCGACACCGACACCGACGCUGACGCUGAUGCUGAUGCUGAUGGCGCUGCGGGUACGCCAAAGACUAAGACUAAGAAGACACCCACGCCCCGCAAGCGCAAGACCAAGACCCUAGACGACGGCGGCGAGCAGGGCGAGGGCGAGGGUGAGGGAAGUCCCAGGAAGCGCGGCAGGCCGAAGAAGGCUGUUGUUAAGCAGGAGGGUGCGGAUGUCGUCGAGGAGAAGGAGAAGGAUGGGGAGGGCGAGGAGGUUGAGAAGGAGGGAGACAAGGAGGGAGAGAAAGAGGGCGAGGAGGAGAUCGAAGAGACGAUCAAAGAUGAGGAUAUUGAGAUCUGA